Trichosurus vulpecula (common brushtail) is the source of this 2539-nucleotide messenger RNA. It is a transcript of the gene PSMA7, whose product is annotated as proteasome 20S subunit alpha 7. The record is from RefSeq and is a predicted model, not a curated record. The transcript is spliced from 7 exons. Lineage: Eukaryota; Metazoa; Chordata; Mammalia; Diprotodontia; Phalangeridae. The coding region runs from base 307 to 1053 and encodes 248 amino acids. Gene Ontology annotation, cellular component: nucleus; proteasome core complex, alpha-subunit complex; proteasome core complex. Gene Ontology annotation, biological process: ubiquitin-dependent protein catabolic process.
GGAAAGGCCAGCUGGGGCCAGUGGGGCUCGGCGGGGGCGCCAGGCGCAGACGCCGCUGUGAAUCGUGAGAGCCGCAGCGCUGCGCUUGGCGAUGAGUGUGCGCUUUUGAGUCUCUCUUCGGGUGGCGUUAGGUUGGAAGCUCAGAUCCGGGAGGGCGGUUGGUGGCCGUUGGCUGUCGGCUUCUGUGGUAGUCUUCUCACCACCACCUCCAACCCGAGCCAGGCCCCAGCGGCCCCCUCCUCCCCUCCCUUCCUCCCUCCUUCCCUCCAUCCUCCGGAGCCGGCGGCGCCCGCCUCCCCGAGGGAGAUGAGUUACGAUCGGGCCAUCACGGUCUUCUCCCCGGACGGGCACCUCUUCCAAGUGGAAUACGCGCAGGAAGCGGUGAAAAAGGGCUCGACCGCGGUUGGUGUACGAGGAAAAGAUAUUGUUGUUCUUGGUGUAGAGAAGAAAUCAGUGGCCAAACUACAAGAUGAAAGGACCGUGCGGAAGAUCUGUGCUUUGGACGACAAUGUGUGCAUGGCAUUUGCAGGGCUCACUGCUGAUGCUAGAAUAGUCAUAAAUAGGGCUCGUGUAGAGUGCCAGAGUCAUCGGCUCACUGUGGAGGAUCCUGUCACAGUGGAAUAUAUCACCCGUUACAUCGCUAGUCUGAAACAGCGUUAUACUCAGAGUAACGGGCGCAGACCUUUUGGCAUCUCUGCCCUUAUAGUGGGAUUUGACUUUGAUGGAACUCCCAGACUUUACCAGACAGACCCCUCUGGCACAUAUCAUGCAUGGAAGGCUAAUGCUAUUGGUAGAGGAGCCAAGUCAGUCCGUGAAUUUUUGGAGAAGAACUAUACUGAUGAAGCCAUUGAAACUGAUGAUUUGACCAUCAAACUUGUUAUCAAAGCCCUUUUGGAAGUGGUUCAGUCAGGGGGCAAAAACAUUGAACUAGCUGUCAUGAGGAGAGAUCAGCCUCUUAAGAUUUUAAAUCCUGAAGAAAUUGAAAAGUAUGUGGCCGAAAUUGAAAAAGAAAAAGAAGAAAAUGAAAAGAAGAAACAAAAGAAAACAUCAUGAUGAAUGAAAUAUCCAGUUGCUUUAGCUAUUUGUUUUUAAUCCAUUCAAAUCAUGGUGAUUCUACAAAUGACAAGUAGGCAGCUCCAGUCCAUUUAUUCAUAUUGUACCUCCGAGUGACCUACAAUAAACCUAUGUAUUUUUUAAGCCUUCCCCCUCCCUAAACAGUGUUUAUUAUUUGGACUUAUAAUGUUUACAAAAAUGCAAUUUUUACCACCUCUGCAAUUGUAUAUCUGGAUGUUCAUUCUUUAGUACAAGUCUCUCUGACCAUUACUCAUAUAUGCCUUUAUUUGCCAGGCUGUACACUAGAUUUUUUCCUUUAUGAUAUAAGCAUGUGGACUUAACUAGCAAUUCAAAACAAGUCUCUUCUUUAGCACUUUUCACAUCUAUUCUAGUAGUCAAAUUUGAAAUUAAAUUUUCACUGAGAUUAUCCCACCUGAUCUUCAUGUGUCCCCAUUUGGGUGGAACAACAUGGGGGGGGGGGGGCAGUCGUGGACAGUAGUUAAAAAGCCUUUAAUGCAUUUAAAAGAAUGCAUUUUCAACAAAUUUUCAAGAAUUAAUUCAAUAAUGCAAUUUUCAACUUCAAAUAGAUUACCACUUUAUUAGGAAAUAUAGACCAUUUAUUGAGACCAUAUUUAUUGGAUGAUGCUCAAUUUACUUAUAUAUCAUUCUUUCCAGUUCUCAAAACUAUUCUUUUUUUGUCAGUUCUUUUCUCCCAGCUUAUAAAAAGUAACUAAGAGUUUCCUGUUAGUCAUCCUGCAAAGAACGGAGGACAAUGAAACAAGUGAGCAUGAGUGCUGCUUUAAAUAUUCUCGGUGUCACGGAAUACAUUGGUUCACUUCUCUAGGCCUCCACCUGAUGAUCUAGGUCCUUUCUCCAAAAUUCUCAUCUGUUAAUGGAUAGCAAAGGGGAGGAUUCAGUUUCCCUCCCUCCCACCCUACUCCCCAGUUAGGAAAAAAACAAAACAAUUAUAAGCUUUUCUUUUACCACUGCUCACCACUUAACUAUACCCCAAAUUUGGCUCACUUUCUCAACCAAAUCAUUCAUUGUUUUGUUAUAGGCGACAGCUUGAUUGUCCGACAUAGGUACAGCCAAAAUGAGUCACACGUUUAAAAUUUAAUAGUAACAGUAGUCACAGGUGAGAAGCUGUCCAGCUUAAAUAUAUUUAGUUUGCGCUGGAGAAAAGUCCCCAUUACAAGAAUUAAGUCAACUUGAUUAUCAGAGUUUGCAUUCACUUGGCCACAAGUACUACUACGGAAUUGCAACUGGUUGUAAUUUUACUACCAAGCAUAUGCAUUGUGAAAAUCAGUAUCAGGCUUAGCCAAGUCUUCCUACUAAUCAAUGAUGUUUGGUUGAAUGAGAAUGUCUAUAGUGGCUAUAAAAAAACCAGGAGGAAUAAUUUAAAAAUAGCCCACCUCAAAAAUCUUACAAUGUAUUUACAUGAUUUCAUUGGUUUUGAUAUAGUACCAAAUAAACAGAUUCAAAUCCA